Messenger RNA from Callorhinchus milii (elephant shark), 2314 nucleotides. RefSeq names its product leucine-rich repeat-containing protein 70. The transcript has a single exon. Lineage: Eukaryota; Metazoa; Chordata; Chondrichthyes; Chimaeriformes; Callorhinchidae. Bases 25 to 1839 code for a protein of 604 amino acids. Gene Ontology annotation, molecular function: protein binding. The record is from RefSeq and is a predicted model, not a curated record. Gene Ontology annotation, cellular component: plasma membrane.
UAAAGAAAACUCGAAUACAAGAAAAUGUUUGGAUAUUACAUCAUCAGGUGCUGCCUGCCAAAGGUUGUCAGUCUGCUUGGUGCUUUUCUUCUGCUGCUAUCUCAAGGCCAUGCUCUGGACUGCACUCUCGUUUGCCAACUCUGUACAAGGACUCAGAUUCAGUGCUUCAAUUUAGGUUUAAUAUCAGUUCCUCGGAAUUUCCCAAAGACCAUAACAUUGAUUACCCUUAGCAGGAAUAACAUUUCCCGUUUAAUUCCAACUGACUUUCGAGGCUUUAAUAGACUGUCAGCACUUUUUCUCGAUAACACCGGUCUCGUCUAUGUACACCCUCAAGCUUUUUUUGAUCUCAGCAACUUAUACUACCUGCAUUUGAAUCAUAAUCAGAUACAGCACUUUCACCCAGGGACCUUCAAAGGGCUCACAAAACUUCAUUAUUUAUACCUGCAGCACAAUCAAAUUAUUUCUAUUCCAGGAGGAUUAUUUUCUGAUCUGACUGCCAUUCGAUACCUCCACCUUGAACAAAAUCACCUUGGCAUACUCGGCAGUGAAGCAUUCGCAAACAUGCCAAAUCUUCACACACUGCAUCUUGCAAACAAUAGAAUUUCAUGGAUAUCCAAUUCCUCAUUCGGUCGGCUCACAAGACUCCAGUUUCUUUAUCUUCAGGGCAACCUCUUGACACGGAUCCCAUCGCAUACUUUUGGUGGUCUUAAGCACGUUAAAAGACUUGCAUUAUCCAAGAAUCCAAUUGACCAAGUCCAUCCUUUUGCAUUCAUUGGACUUGAAAAUCUUGAAUUUCUCUACCUUGACAAUGCAAAAAUAACAACUCUUGCACAAAAUGGAUUUGCUUCACUGACUAACCUAAAGCAUUUAGCAUUGAAUAACAAUCACAUAAUUCAUAUUAAUUCUGGAUCUUUUAAACUCUUGCGGCUCGGGUAUUUGCAGCUUUCCCACAACAAUAUAACCUCUAUUGAUUCUGAUGCAUUUGUGGAGAUGGCAGCUACUUUAAAAAUCCUACACUUGGCUAACAAUCAUCUCUCAAGCCUUCGUGCUGAGGUCCUGAGGCCAUUGGCUUCACUGGCGCAUCUGCUGGUCAGUGGCAAUCCUUGGGAAUGCAACUGUCAGUUGCUUGAUUUGCGUGGCUGGCUGUUGUCAUCCUCACUUAUUGUAAGCAUUCGUUGCCAGAGUCCAUUAGAACUGUGUGGCAAAGCCUUGCAAAAUAUCAAUGUAAAAGAGAUUGGCAGAUGCAAUACAACUUUAGCACCCUUGGCACUAGAUGCUAGAGAGAGAGCUUCAACUACUAACAUAGUGAUGACCUCUGUGAAAUUAGAUACACAGAAUGCUGCCUUCAAGGUGAAGGGAAGUCCUAUAACUUUCCAUGAAUUUGGAAAUGAAAACGAGAGGACUGAAAAGCUCACAAGUGGGCUACCAGUGCAGAUUCCAAUUGAAUACACAUCAGUUAAUUUAAGUAUCUUCACAGGGCCAAACAAUGCACCCAUCUCAAUCAAACCUUUAUACAUCUGUGAGCAGCGUUUAGCAAAAGGAAACCGAGCCUUUGACAUCCUUUUGGCCUUUUUUAUCUUGGCAUGUACAGCAAUUGUAUUCCUCAUCUACAAAGUGCAUCAGUUACAACAGAAACUUAGACUUGCUGAGGCUGAAGGAGACAAUGAUCUGGAGUAUUACAGCAUAUACCCAUAUGCACGGUAUCACGUGACAGACCCUGUGCGGGAGUUGCCCCCGGAACCUGGAGCACAUCCCCAUUUGGACCAGGCUCGGUUCCUCAAGAUGAAUGACUCAGAUAAUGGAUCACAAGUUAUUUUCUUUGAACAUUCAGUUUUAUGACUUUUUGAUUUCGUCCAAAGACGUACUUUUAAUGCACAUUUACUGUUUAAAUAUAGCUUUUGAUAUGUCACCCAUGUUUUACAGUAUAUGGCUUUUCCCCUUCAAACAAGUUUUUAUAAACACCUUUUGCUCAGAGACGAGCAAAAUAGCUACCAAUGUGGGCAUGUAUUUCGAACUGCAGGGAUAAAAGUCAUUGAACUCUGGAUAGAAUUUGAAAAAUUGUUUAAGUGAUGUGUUAUUUGCAAGAAUACACAAAGCUCAAAGAGAAAGAUGUGUGGAAAAAUUGCCAUGGGCUUUUUUUAGAUGUACAAUGUAUAAUUAACCUUCAUAACUACAAUGGUUUUCAGAUGGUUAUUUUUUGAGUGGUUUCAAAGUACAUCAUUAAAUUCCCCAGUUGAUGUUUUGUCGGUUCAUACCUAUAUCCAUUCCAACCAGUGCAUGAGUGCCCAUCCUAGAUCAUAUCCUAGCCCCAAAU